AUGUUAUUUACAACUCCAAAACCGAGACCUCAGUACUCCCAUCCAAGUAUAAUUGGAUUAGAUUGCGAUCUAAAUGAAUCAAAAAUUGAAUACAAUAAUAAUAGUGAGUACUUUGGAGAGUUGGCAUGUAUGAUUGAAAACUCAAAUCUUGACACUCCUCAGAAUAAUAAUCAUAUUAACCAAUCAGGAGCUAAUAAGAACUGUACAAGACUUGAGCAGAAUAUUGCUAUGGGUAUGAAUAUAUUCUCGUCUCCUAAGUCACUUGGAUGUACAGUUUCUUCAACUAGAUCAACUGUAGCAUCUUAUACACCUAAUGUUGACGAAACUUCUCCUUCAUGUGUUUUACCAGCUCCUCCUAAUUCAGAUCCUUUUAUUUUGAAUGGAUUUGGGGUUGAUUCUAAUUCAGGAGAUAUAAAUAACGAUUUUAAUAUACCACUAUUGAAUUAUUUGAGUGAAGCUUUGACUAGUAACUCAUGGGAGUGCUUUCUACCUUCAUCUAAACUUACAGACUAUUGCCCUGAAGAUGUGAAUACAGUUACUGAAAAAUAUAGUGGAGAAAGCAAUCAUAAUAACAAUCUUAAUUCACUAACUAUGAUCAAAGCAAAGGAUCUUACUGAUAAAUUGGUAAUCGAUCUUGUUAAGGAGAACCAGUCUUUAAAUGUUAUAGAAGCUGCUACAGAAAUCCUCCAAUGUGCUUUAGCAAAUUUGGGUAUUAAGUACAAUAAGGACUCAUUAACUUCAGGCAACUGGAGUCCAAAUACUCUUGGUGUUGGAGGUCCAAAUUUUGCAGCUCCAACUAUGCUGGCACAUCCUGAUGAAUUUAAAAAUCCUUCGUCAUUUCUUAAGAUAUAUGGUGAUCCUUUAUGUGGCAAGACCCCUAGUAAUACUCACCAAACUCAAGUAUUAAAUCAAAAUAACUCGUCUACCUUUAGUGGAGUGAACCCUAUGAAGGGUCAAAAUGGUAAUUGGGCAUGUGUGAAGUGCAGUAAUGUCAACUUCCCAAGGCGCUUUAGAUGUUUUAAAUGUGGUGAAUACCGAGAUGAAACUGGAGAUCGCAUUGUAGCAGAUUAUGCUAAACAGGUAUAUCUCCAUCACUUAAAGGCAUACAGGUCUUUAAGUUACAGCAACAAUACUAAUGUGAGCUCUAAUGUAACUCAAGGAAGUACGAAUGGUACUAAUUUACCAACUACAAACUUAAACAAUACAGGGAAUAUUAACAAUAUUCCAAGUUGGGCACCUAACCAAGCUUUUCUAAAUGAAUACCAAACUCCCAUGUUACUUCAACGUUUUAAUAGUAGUCCUGCAAAUUCUUCUUGUAUGAGUGGUUGUAAUAAUUCUGGUACUACUAAUAAUAUUUCAAGACAAAAUAACUUGUUUUCUUGUAACUCUCACAAGAAGAAUGUCAAGCACUUCAUAAAAAGUAGUCAAAAUAAUCCAAAUGGAGUUGCUUCAUAA
Molecule: messenger RNA, 1455 nt
Organism: Cryptosporidium muris RN66
Lineage: Eukaryota; Apicomplexa; Conoidasida; Eucoccidiorida; Cryptosporidiidae
Exons: 1
Coding region: 1-1455 (484 amino acids)
Source: RefSeq, a predicted model, not a curated record